Messenger RNA from Argentina anserina (silverweed cinquefoil), 4353 nucleotides. Its product is annotated as probable ubiquitin-conjugating enzyme E2 24. Lineage: Eukaryota; Viridiplantae; Streptophyta; Magnoliopsida; Rosales; Rosaceae. Bases 1327 to 4089 code for a protein of 920 amino acids. The record is from RefSeq and is a predicted model, not a curated record. Gene Ontology annotation, molecular function: ubiquitin conjugating enzyme activity. The transcript is spliced from 10 exons.
CCACGCACAACAACUCACAAACGUCAAAAUUAAACCACCCCAAAAACAGGGAGCUCAUUCUUAGUUUCUGUCUCUGCCUGCGUUCGUGUGCGUCACUGUGGAACGGUUCCGAGCUUUGUUCAUGGCCUAAGCGACGAGUUUGAGCAACUGGGGCUCUGUGCUUCUGAAUUCCCAGCAGUCUUUUCAUAAGAAGAAGGUGAAACAGUGAGAAUAGAACAGUGCCCAGAAGCUGAAGGAGGAAAAAUGAGAAGGUUGGUUUUGUUCAGAGGAGCUGUGUUGUGGGUUGAGUUCCUAUUGUCAGCGUUGGGUGGCUUUCUCAUGUUUUCUAGGUUCUUUUGUCGCUAUUAAUGACUUCAGUAAUGGUCACUUUGCUUCUUGGAGGCAGCAAAUGGUUCCCAGGAAAUAUUCAGCUCUUCAAAGAAGCCCUUAUGACCUUUGGCAUUGAGAAGUGGAUAUUUGAUAGAUUUCUUACUGUUUUCAUAAGGCAGUGUCUUUGCUAGGUGUAUGUGGUAUUAUACCUGUUAGAGAAGUUCCCUAGAUCUCCACAGUUCCACGUGCUUGUUCAGCUACCUCUCUUAGUAAAUUAGGGAUUAGUUUUUCUCUGAGGUGAAUUGAACGUUGUCAUUCUGAUUCCUGCAAUCUGGUGGUUUGUUGAACUCUGUACGAGGCUAACCUCCUUUGGCAGGAUAAUUCCUCACAGAAACUUAGGCAUAGAAAAUCUUCUUUGGCAUGUUUGGUUCUUAGAGAAACAGACUCUUACCUUUGUUUAAACCUGAAAAAGAAAAAAAAAAGCUCUGUUGAAGUUACUGAAGUUCCCUCUGGUUGGCUAUCUUGUGUAGUGGAUGAGAAGAGUUCAUCUUUGAAGUUUCUAGUCAGAAAGUCUCCUCUAGUUGAAACUUCUCUCCACCUAUCGCCGACCGGGCAAAUCUUCUUUGACAUUUCGAGUCCUCUGUUGACUCUGACCCUUUAAGGGCAAAUCUUCUUUGGCAUUUUGAGUCAUUUGUUGACUCUUGUUAACGCCCUCGGGCAAAUCUCCUUUGGCAUUAGAUCUCCAGUUUUAGUGGUGAAAUACCCUACUGGAGAUACUGACACAUUAUCCUGGAAAAUACAUCAUUCUAUCCUCUUUACUAUCUGAUCCUUGAAGCAGUGCUCACCAAGAGUUUCAACAGAAGAUUAGUUUUAGCCAGUGUUGUUGAUAUAUUUCGUGGUAGAAGGUUUGUGUCCAUUUUGACAGCACUGAUAUCUUGCAACUGAGUGAAGGUUAUCUGAGUUUCUCUGCAGGACUCAUUUUUUCUGCUCUCAUUUUGCAACUUAGGCAUCUGAACGAUGGAUGUGCUUCUCAGUGACUCUGAUUGGGACAGUUACAGUGAGACUGGUAGCAAUGAGGAUCAAGAGGGAAAUUACCAUUUCUAUGGUGAGCACGCCAGCAGCCUAUUUUCUAGCCUCGAGGCUAGCAUUGGGAAAAUCGAUGAUUUCCUCUCAUUCGAGAGGGGAUUUAUAUAUGGAGACAUAGUGUGCUCUGUGAGAGAUCCAUCUGGACAGAUGGGAAAAGUUGUUGGCAUCAAGAUAUCUGUCGAUUUGGAGAGUGUGAAUGGAAAUGUUAUCAAAGAUGUAAACUCGAAGAAUCUGUCAAAGAUCCGUCCCUUUUCAGUGGGGGAUUUUGUUGUUUGCGGGCCCUGGCUUGGAAGGGUGGACAGAGUAGUUGACUGCAUAGCUAUUGUCUUUGAUGAUGGCACGGAGUGUGUGGUGACUGCAGUGGAUCCAGAAAAGCUCAUCCCCGUCUCCCCAAACAUACUUGAAGAUCCUCAGUACCCAUAUUAUCCAGGACAGAGAGUACAGGUUAGGCUCUCAACUGUUUCCAAAUCAACUAAGUGGCUAUGUGGUAACUGGAGUGAAAAUCAAGAUGAAGGAACUGUCUGUUCUUUGGAAGGAGGUUUAGUGUAUGUUGAUUGGCUUGCCUCUGUUCUCGUAGGUUGUGAUUCGGAUUAUCCUGCUCCUCCACGUCAACUAGAUUCGAAAAAAUUGACUUUGGUGUCAUGUUUCUCUCAUGCCAAUUGGCAGCUUGGUGACUGGUGCAUGCUUUCAAUUGCUGAGUGUAAAGGUUUCUCGGAGCAGGCUUUUCAUAGAACAUCUACUUGUGAGCUCACUAACAAGCAAGAAGGUUCAGAAAGAGGAUUCAAGAGAAGAAAUCCCAAGUCAAAAAUUGAGGAAAUCUUUGUAAUCUCAAAGACAAAGACCAAAGUUGAUGUGGUGUGGCAAGAUGGCAGCCAGUCGUUGGAAGUGGAUUCACAGACGCUCCUCCCGGUCAGUGUUGUAAAUGAUCAUGAAUUCUGGCCUGAACAGUUUGUCCUUGAAAAGGGGGCUUAUGAUGAUCUAAACUUGUUUAGCAGCCAAAGAUGGGGUGUUGUGCGUGGUGUGGAUGCAAAGGAACGUACAGUGAAGGUGCAGUGGAAAACUAUAAUUGCACCUGGAGCCAAUGAUUUAGAGGGAGAGCAGAUGGAGGAGGAAGUCGUCAGUGCUUAUGAACUUGUUGAACACCCAGAUUACUCCUACUGUUUUGGAGAUUAUGUGUUUAGGAUGGUUCAGAAUCAUUUUGAUGAAGAAGUUGAUAAAAGCUAUUCGAGCACAAGGUUGGAUAUGACUGAGGAGGUAGCUCCGGAAGAGAAAAACUUUGGUGGGGAUCAAGAACCUUUCACAGAUAAAAGUUACCUACGUUGCAUUGGCAAUGUUUUGGACUUUAAAAAUGGUGUUGUAGAAGUGAGAUGGGCAACUGGUAUCACAAGCAAGGUGGCCCCUUGUGAAAUUUUCCGGUUUGAUAAACAUGAAAUUUCAACUGAAAUCACCGUAGAAGAUGCUUCUGAGGAGUUGAACAAAGAGAAAGCUGAACAUGAAAAACAACCUAAUAAUGAGAAAGCAAAGGAUUCCUUCAACUUAAAUGGUGAUGCUAAAAGUUGCAAACAGUAUGCAAGCGAGUCUAGUUCAUAUUCCCUUCCUCAAGCUGCUUUUGGAUUUAUCUCGAGCAUCGCUAUGAGUCUCUUUGGAUCCCAUGGUUACACAUCACUUUUAGGUCCUUCCCCAUCAUCCUGUACAAAGGAAUCGGGGAUUUGCCAUGAGAAACGAAUAGAAGAAACUCGUGAUAUCUGCACAGAGCCACAUAUGGUGUGUGAAUCUGACGACAUUAAUGAAAAUUCGAAUCAUGAAGGCAAUGACAUUGAGGGGAACAUAUAUCUUUUAUGUUUGAAAGACCAGGAGAAGGUAGAUCAUUUUAGGCAGUUUGACAUGCUUGAUGAUUGUGCGGAUCACCACUUUCAUGGUUCCAGCAAGGAGUUGGCAUUAUCCCAGGUGAAAAGAGGUUGGAUGAAGAAGGUUCAGCAAGAGUGGAACAUCUUGGAGAAAGACCUUCCUGAACAAAUCUAUGUCCGUGCCUUUGAGGAAAGGAUGGAUCUACUGCGGGCAGCCAUCGUUGGUGCACCAGGAACUCCUUAUCAUGAUGGGUUGUUCUUUUUUGACAUUUAUCUUCCACCAGAAUAUCCGCAUGACCCACCUACUGUACACUACAUAUCUGGCGGCCUACGUGUGAACCCGAACUUGUACGAGUCUGGAAAGGUCUGUCUUAGUCUUCUUAACACAUGGACUGGUACAGGAAGUGAAGUUUGGAAUCCUGAGAGCUCCACCAUUCUUCAAGUUCUUCUCUCCCUUCAAGCUCUUGUGCUUAAUGACAGGCCAUAUUUCAAUGAAGCUGGAUAUGAUCAGCAGGUGGGAAGAAUAGAGGGAGAGAAAAACUCGGUGAGCUAUAAUGAAAAUGCAUUCCUUAUGACAUGUAAGUGCAUGUUGUACUCUCUCCAAAAGCCGCCCAAGCAUUUUGAGGGGCUUGUGAUGGAACACUUUACUCGGCGCUCUGAAAAUAUUCUAACGGCUUGUAAAGCAUAUAUGGAGGGGGUUCCAAUAGGGGGUGUUGCUGAUUUUCAGAAAACCAAUGGAAGCUCUACUGGGUUCAAAAUUAUGCUUGCUAAACUCUUUCAGAAACUAGUGGAGGCAUUUUCUGCUAAGGGAAUCGACUGCAACCAGUUCCUCGUGGCAGGGAAAUGAAAUGAUGCAAAAGGUGCAGGUUUGUAAUAUACAAGGUACUCAAGGAUUAAUUCCUGCUGUGUAUAAAUAAAGCCACAGUGCCAUUGUGUGUGUGUUCAGUUGUAAGCUUGAUCGUGCAUGUUUCUGAAUUUGUGAUUGCUCUUGUCCAGAUAAGAGAAACCGAUCCCCACAGUUGUGUAUAUUUGAAAAAUAAAUGUAUCUGUACUGUAUUGUAUCUUGCAUGUAAAGUUUGUGAAUAAAAAGCAAGAGUUGGUUUGGUGUGUA